AUGUCCACUGUCCGUUUCUUCGACUCUAUCCCCCACAUCGUGCGUUAUGGCAUGCACGAUGACAAGGAGCCCAAGUCGCAGACGCUAUUCUACCGCAACGGCGUCUGUUUCAGGGUCCAUGUCUCGGGGGAAGAUGUCGCGGGAACACCUUUCGCAGAGAAAUGGCUCGAACUGAUCAAGCGGAAGAAUGUGGGCGAUGACGAACCGAAUGGUUGGAUCCGCCGGUGGGAGUCGCUGUGCGAUUGUGUCAUCACCCCGUGCUUGCCUUUGCUGGAAACCCUGGCUCCCAGCUCGCAUAAAUGGACAACCUUGCACGAUUACCUGCACACGCCGACGUACAAGUUGAAGCUGGUCGCUGACGAGCAAGCUGCGCAUGUUGUGCCCAAAGUCGCCGAAGGGCCGAAGGACCGACCCUCGUACGAACAUAACCUUAUGAAAUUCUCGGAAUUCACAUCCUUGCCCAAAGAUGCCCCUCGAUACCCAGCCGAGGAUCUUGUGGUCCUCGGCCAAGAAAAGAACUGGCGCCGCCCGCCGCACAAGGUACGUGUGCCAGGUGGGGAUGUGGUUUACUUCCGGCCCUGCAAUCAACCCGUACGACAUGGCAGGACCGGACAGAUCACGAACAGUUCCGUUGACAUCAUCAACGCGUACUCACGGCUUCAUAACGCAGAGUUGACCCAGUCGAGCGAGGGGGGGUCCCAGGGUGCAGCUAAGAGAAUUAACAUUCCAAGACUGCAGGGAAUCGUUGUUAGCCAUGCAGGCUCAAGCCCCGAUGAAAUCACUACACCUCCACCGCAAGAAGAGGAACUAGCCAAGUCAUCAGAAGAAAAGGAGCCACUUUGUGCCGGGAUCCUGUUAAACUAUGUGCCAGGGGCGAAGACCUUGGCCGAGGUAAUGAAGAUGUUCAGCAACCAAGAUCACCCAUUCAACAUUUCGAGUCAUGCCGAAAAGUGGCGGGGACAGAUCGCCACAGCGGUCGAACACCUCCAUGCGCAUCGUAUCACGAAGGGGGGUCGAUCCGACGGUCCCAAUCCGUGGUUCCUGAUCAAUCAACACACGGUCUACCUUGCCAGCAUGGACUGGGACAAUAUCUCUUUUGGGCACACGGAGGGAGCCGGCCUCGAAGACGCCGACGCCUGGUUGAUGCUCGAAGGUGGCUGCACGGUACACCCGACCACCGAGCUCGACGGGGAGACCGAGGUUGAGAAAUUCAAGCAACAACAAGCCAUGGAUUGGGAGGCUGUGGGGAAAGUGUUCCAGGGCUGA
Messenger RNA from Fonsecaea nubica, 1266 nucleotides. RefSeq lists its product as hypothetical. The transcript has a single exon. NCBI's taxonomy places the organism in Eukaryota, Fungi, Ascomycota, Eurotiomycetes, Chaetothyriales, Herpotrichiellaceae. Bases 1 to 1266 code for a protein of 421 amino acids. The record is from RefSeq and is a predicted model, not a curated record.